Molecule: messenger RNA, 1404 nt
Organism: Saccostrea cuccullata (small rock oyster)
Lineage: Eukaryota; Metazoa; Mollusca; Bivalvia; Ostreida; Ostreidae
Exons: 1
Coding region: 1-1404 (467 amino acids)
Biological process (GO): proteasome-mediated ubiquitin-dependent protein catabolic process; protein polyubiquitination
Molecular function (GO): zinc ion binding; ubiquitin protein ligase activity
Source: RefSeq, a predicted model, not a curated record
AUGAGGCAUUUGAGAUACAGGACUGCUGAUGAACAUUAUGUUGUUCCAUUAAACCACUCCGAAAUCGCAGAGAUGAAUGAAAGAUGUCCACUACAUAACAGAAAAUUCUUGGAAUUGUUUUGCAAUAAGUGUGUAACACCCGUGUGUUCAGUUUGUAUGAGGGAAAAGCAUAGUGGUCACAACAUUGGGGAUUUUGCCACAAUUUAUUCCACGGCUUUGGACUUCGUUAAGGACAAAAUAGCUACAAUUAAAAAGGACCUACUGCCAAGAUGCAGGACUUCGCUGCGCGAAAUACGAAAGAAAGAACGCAUUCUUCAAAAUCAGAUUUCAAAACUGACCGAAACAGCGGACGAAUAUGAAGAUUAUUUAAAUGGAACGCCUCACGAAUUGGUCUCGUUUUACAGGAACCGGAAGUCUGAACCGGAAGAGGUAUUGCUACCAGAGAUCAAAAGCGAGCACUCUCAACUAGAUGACAAAACGAUGUUCCAGAAACUUUAUAAAGCAUCACACCUGGACCAAUAUAUACGCGUUCGCGAAGCUAUGAACAACGGGCGAUCAUCAAAUCACUCAAGUCCCAGUGCCAGAGAAAUGGAUACCUCCGAAACUCAAACAGUUAACAAUGAAAUUUCGGUGCCAGUUGUAAAAAGCGCUCAUCAUAUAUCAUGCACAGAAGACGGUCUUGUUUGGGUUAGCGACAACUUUGGGAAUUUGGUUUUGAUGGACGUCAAAGGCAAAAGUCUGAUGAAGCUGGUCACCAACGGAGGGGACGAAGGUUAUCACUCGGCAACAAUCGACGGCGAACUGAUCUACGCCGACAAGACCAACAAAUGCGUGAAGAAAAUCACGACCAACAAGGAGGUCCAAACGAUCUUCAAAACGGGAAUGUGGAGGCCAACGUGCGUCUUUUCCUCGCCAAAGAACAAAGACAUCUUCGUUGGAUUAGUGUCCGAUCAAUACGCAAAAAUUGGGCGAUUUGAUAAGACGGGUCGUUCUCUCUUCGACAUUCACUCGGACAGUAAAGGCGAGGCGUUACUGAAAUAUCCCCUGUACUUGACCGAGAACAAAAACUCCGACAUCUGCAUUUCGGACGUCAACAAACACGCGGUUGUUGUCAUAGACACGUAUGGACGACACCGUUUCUCUUACAAGCGUCAAUGCAGCAAUGGUGGUUUCUGGCCGCAUGGAAUCAGCACAGACAACGAAAGCCACAUCUUGAUCUGCAACUCCUACUAUUCAAACCCCUCUGUAGAGAUGAUCGACGAAAAUGGCGUCUUCCUCUACAUCAUCUUAGCCCAGAAGCACGGCCUGCAAAAACCCCGGGGCCUGUGUGUGGACAACCAGCAGCGGUUGUGGGUGGGGCAGUGGCACGACAAUAAAGUCUGCGUGUACAAGAUCACAGUGUAG